Exophiala oligosperma is the source of this 1365-nucleotide messenger RNA. RefSeq lists its product as uncharacterized. Lineage: Eukaryota; Fungi; Ascomycota; Eurotiomycetes; Chaetothyriales; Herpotrichiellaceae. The coding region runs from base 1 to 1365 and encodes 454 amino acids. The record is from RefSeq and is a predicted model, not a curated record. The transcript is spliced from 4 exons.
AUGACCGUCCACGAACUCAUUCAGACAGUCACCAAAUUUCACGGAGAGCUGAACCUUUUACUGUCUGAAUUACCAAAAGACCUCGAGAUUGGUAGCUUGGGUCGAUCUUCGCAUUCUCCGAAGCAGGUCAACAAGUGCUUGUAUCUCCAUUUCAGUAUCCACAGCAGCAUCAUGGCUGCGCAUUGCCACCUCUUCUAUCCCUGGUUAGUUUCAAGGUUCAGUGGAAUUGGCUCUGACGCCACUGUCAAAGACCAAAUUGCCUCGUCGUCCAACAUCAUCGCCGAAGCCGCACGCAAGAUCAUUCUAGCCCUUCGACUUGUCAACCCAAGUGUAGCCACGCCUUCGUGUUUGGCAUUCUACUAUCCGCUUCAUGCAAUGAUCAACCUCUUCAUUCAUCUCGUCAAGUCCCCGGCCUUGUCCACAGCUGCGACUGACCUUGGCCUGCUGGAUGCCUGUGUUGGACACUUUGGCUAUGUUGAAUUCUUCACGGCAUCUGCAGUUUCCAUCACGCUACCGAGGGAAGUCGCUAAUGUGGCAUCUCGUGCUGUUCAAGUGGCAAGAACUAAGAACACGGAUUCUACGGCAGUUGAAAGAGUUACUGAUAAUACCCAGCAAAAUGAAUCCGAAGCUCAAAGUGCUGGAACUGAGGUUUUCAAUUUCAACUUUGACGACUUUCAGACCGAGCCUAUUUUACAAAAUGAGGAAGGUGUAGACUGUGUCUUUGGUGAACGAAGAAGGGCUCGCCUCGACAGAACCCUGGCCGAGAACCGGAAAGUAAUCGCGGAACUCGAACUUCGAAACCAUAUACUAGUACAGGCUUUGCGCAAAGUCAUUAGUACUAUGCCGGAUCUUUUACCAGAACAACAUUUGGGCCUUUCAGAUAUCAUGACCGAGGAUUUUCAGUAUGAUCUGUUUAGAAAUGGCUCUCCAAUUUCAAACAUCAACGAUCCGACGAUGACGACGACAGUGACAAGUCAUCACGAGUCACCAUCGCUCCCGCAGACGGAAGAACAAGUCCCCUUCACGUCUACUGCUGGCCAUGGUAGUACCCGCCAAGUCGGAUUGAAGUCACGGCGGUCACCAUCAGUGGCGAGAGAGAAAUCUGUAUCUUUACAGAAAGGUUUGGUGGGAUCGAACGACAACAGAGUCACCACCAAGGUGGCACAAGACGGCAGCGGUACCCGUACGAGUGCGAUGGCUGCUCGUGGUGGUGGGGAUACCACUACCCCCAGGGCUGAUAAUGAUGGCGAUUUCAAGGCAGCAGCAGCACAUCGACGCAGGGAUCCGAAUGCAAACGUGGAUACGAAUAUGGAUACCGUUGUAGGCAUCUUGGCAGUAACUUCGAUAUACUACGUCUUGGAUUGA